AUCAUGAGUCUCCUGGGGCGGGUAGCUGUGCAUCGUGCCAGGAAAGCCGCCCUGCUCUGUGUAGUCUUCCUGAUGGCGCGAGCGUGGAGCAGCGCCUCCCUGGCCUUGGCGGGGGCGGCGGUGUCUCAGGGACCCCAGGGCUGUCCACCUCAGUGUUCCUGUAGUAAUCAGCAGGGGAAGGUGGUGUGCACUCGACGUGGCCUCACCCGUGUGCCCCCCGGCAUUCCUGCCAACACGCGACACCUCAAUCUAAUGGAAAACGCCAUUGAGGCGGUGCAGGCUGACUCCUUCCGCCACCUGCACCACCUUGAGGUGCUCCAGCUUGGGCGAAAUGCCAUACGGCAGAUUGAGGUGGGCGCGUUUAAUGGACUCACCAGCCUCAACACACUGGAGCUGUUUGACAACCGGUUGACGGUGGUGCCCAGUGGGGCCUUUGAGUACCUGUCUAAACUAAGAGAACUGUGGCUGAGGAACAACCCCAUUGAAAGUAUACCCUCCUACGCCUUCAACCGGGUGCCCUCUCUCAUGCGACUGGACCUGGGCGAGUUACGGAAACUGGAGUACAUCUCAGAAGGAGCGUUUGAGGGCCUACAAAACCUCAAGUACCUCAACCUGGGCAUGUGCAACAUAAGGGGUGAUAUGCCAAACCUGAGUCCGCUCAAGGGCCUGGAGGAGCUAGAGAUCUCUGAAAAUCACUUCCCAGAGAUAAAGCCAGGCUCUUUCAAAGGCCUGCGCUCACUGAAAAAGCUCUGGGUGAUGAACUCACAAAUCACAGUGAUAGAGCGCAAUGGUUUUGAUGACCUUUCUUCGUUGGUGGAGCUUAAUCUUGCCCAUAACAAUCUGAGCGCUGUGCCACACGACCUGUUCUCCCCGCUCAGGUACCUGGUGGAGCUCCAUCUCCACCAUAAUCCUUGGAACUGUGGCUGCGAGGCUGUAUGGUUAGCACGCUGGCUAAGGGAGUACAUCCCGACUAACUCGACUUGCUGUGGACGCUGUCACGCACCUGUCAGCAUGAGAGGGCGACAGCUGGUUGAGGUGGACCGAGGGGAGGGUGCUGCAACCCAAUGUUCUGCACCAUUCAUUGCUGAUGCACCAAGGGACCUGAACAUCUCAGCGGGGAGAGUGGCUGAGAUUCGUUGCCGCACAGCCCCAAUGUCUUCAGUGCGCUGGCUCCUGCCCAAUGGGACUAUCCUGACACAUGCCUCCAGUCAUCCGAGAAUAUCAAUCCUGAAUGACGGCACCCUGAAUUUCUCAAAUGUCCUGGCUGUAGACACUGGCACUUAUACCUGCAUGGUGUCCAAUGCAGCAGGGAACUCCAACGCUUCGGCCUAUCUCAAUGUGAGUGCAGCUGAGCUUAACACAUCCAACCUGAGUUACUUUACCACAGUGACUGUGGAGGUCUUGGGGCCAACCACUGAGAUGCCCAAACCAAGAACCACCUCGACUACAGCUGCUGCAUCAGGGGCUGGGGUGGCUGGAGGAGGAGGAGGGGUAGGCCCAGGGACAACAACUACAACUGCCUCCCCUUCCGUCUUUCAGCCAGUCUUCAUCUCCACACCAACUGUGCUGCUGCAAAGCACCAACAGCCCUCCAGGUGCAGCUAAGACAUCUGUGGCGCCAGGACUCCAAGGUGCGACUGGCAAACCAGGCAGGUCUGGCCCUAGCCUGGAUGAAGUGAUGAAGACGACUAAGAUCAUAAUAGGCUGCUUUGUAGCAGUGACACUGAUGGCUGCCGUCAUGCUCAUCGCCUUCUAUAAAUUGAGAAAGCGCCACCAGCAGAGGAGCACAGUGGCAGAUGCUCGCACUGUGGAGAUUAUCCAGGUGGAUGAGGAGGACCUUCCUCCGCCAGCGUCUGCAGCUCAAGAGACGGCUCUCACAUUGCCUGAAAUCCGGGACCAUAACAGCAUACACAAACUGGACUUUAUCAGCCACAAGACUGACUAUAGCUUUCACAAACCCAAGGUCGAAUACAAACCCCAGCCUGAUUUCACCCUUCAUAAGCCGAAGGCUGAGUAUACCACAUACAAGCCAAAUAUGGACUUCAGCAGCCACAAAUACAUCCCAGAUUACAGCACCCACAAAUCUACAACAGAUUUUAGCCUUCAUAGACCAAAGCCUGACUACAGCCCAUUUAGACAGGACUACAACCCUCACAAACCUAAAGCAGAAUACAGCCAAUUCAAACCAGAUUUUGGCACUCACCCAAAAACUAAACCAGACUACAGCCCCUUCAAACCAGAUUAUGGCACUCAUCCUAGGCAGAAAACAGACCUCAGCCCAUUCAAACGAGAUUACAGCACCCAACCAAAACCUAAACAUGACUACAGCCCAUUAAAAUCGGAAUACAACACACAGCAUAAACCUAAGGCUGAAUACAGUCCAUUCAAGCCAGACUUUGGCACUCAUCCAAGACCUAAACCUGAAUACAGCCCAUUUCAGACUGACUACAGCACUCAACCCAAACCCAAAACAGACUACAAUUCCCAGAGAUCUAAAACAGACAGUACCUACAAACCCAAGGACCCUUACUCCACCCAUAUGACUGCAAGUGAUUACAGCGCCUUCAAGACCGACUUCAGUCCCCACAAAGCGGAUUACAGCGCCUUCAAGUCUGACUUCAGUCCACACACUCAGAGACCUAAACUUGAUUACAGUCCCCACAAAGUGGACUACAGCCCCCAUAAAAUGGAGUACAGCACUAUGAAGCCCAAAUAUAACACCUAUAAACCAACUGGCCAUGGGGCUAAAUGGACAGACAACAAUGUUGUGAACUCUUUGCCUCGAACCUUGCCCAGCACCAUCACAGCGAUUGCUGAGCCCUUUGUCAUAAAAACUCACACCAAGGAGAAGGUGCAGGAGACUCAAAUUUAAAAAAGACCCCCCAAAAGGCUCCCACUUCUUCCCCUAGGUUCCUAGCUCACACCCACCCCUUUUCCCCCUUCGUCAUUUCCUCAUAAGAUCAUGCAAUAGAAUGCACAACGAAAAAAAGGACAGGAACUACUUUUUUGUACAGAGUGCAAACUUAAAGACUGAUGAUUUCUUGUUGUACAUGCUUAUAAAUAAAUAUAUAUAUGGACAAAUUGAAACUACCAUGGGCUGGUGAUAGAGAAACAUAUAUUAAAAAGAAAUUGAAACUAUUUUCUAACUUGUAACUUCUAUUUAAAACAAUGAGUUGUUUAAGAUGCUGUCUUGACUUUGACAAAUGAGGGUAGUGUUGUUUUAAAAAGGGGGCAUUCUGUGUGAUUUUUACACCAUGCUACAGAGAAUGCAGUGAUAAGAAAAAAAUAUUUAUACUGAGAAGACUUUCUUUAACAAAAACCGAAAAAAAGGUCAGUGUCGAUCUUUACAGGUUUAUCUUGUAAAAGCACCAAGAAUUUGUACUGUGCCAA
Molecule: messenger RNA, 3389 nt
Organism: Anoplopoma fimbria (sablefish)
Lineage: Eukaryota; Metazoa; Chordata; Actinopteri; Perciformes; Anoplopomatidae
Gene: lrrc4.1
Product: leucine rich repeat containing 4.1
Exons: 1
Coding region: 4-2871 (955 amino acids)
Biological process (GO): excitatory synapse assembly; postsynaptic density protein 95 clustering; synaptic membrane adhesion
Cellular component (GO): glutamatergic synapse; plasma membrane; postsynaptic density membrane
Molecular function (GO): protein binding
Source: RefSeq, a predicted model, not a curated record